This is a messenger RNA of Pollicipes pollicipes, 963 nucleotides long. RefSeq names its product U1 small nuclear ribonucleoprotein 70 kDa-like. Lineage: Eukaryota; Metazoa; Arthropoda; Thecostraca; Pollicipedomorpha; Pollicipedidae. The transcript is spliced from 4 exons. The record is from RefSeq and is a predicted model, not a curated record. Bases 1 to 963 code for a protein of 320 amino acids.
AUGAAGAAACGGGACGCCAACUACAGGCGAGACGACAGCUACAGGAGAGACGACGCCUACCGACGAGACAACCGGUCGCAUAGCCGCGAGAGGCGAUGCGGCUACUGUGCCGGACCAUGGCACCCCAAGGAGCAGCUGGCCUCUUGCCCAAAGACGUCUGUGGCCGGCGACACGGACUCCGAUGAGUUCGCCCGGGGCAUCCUGGAGAUCCGGAACACGCCCCGGGUGGACGGACGCUCACCCGCCCAGAUCCUCUACGGGCGUCCAGUUCGGGACAACGCCAGGGACGACUCGCGGCGCGGCUCUGACAAGUGUCGGCGCUCGCCGAUGUUCAGGGACAACGCCAGGGACGACUCGCGGCGCGGCUCUGACAAGUGUUGGCGCUCGCCGAUGUUCAGGGACGACGCCAGGGACGACUCGCGGCGCGGCUCUGACAAGUGUCGGUGCUCGCCGAUGUUCAGGGACGACGCCAGGGACGACUCGCGGCGCGGCUCUGACAAGUGUCGGCGCUCGCCGAUGUUCAGGGACAACGCCAGGGACGACUCGCGGCGCGGCUCUGACAAGUGUCGGCGCUCGCCGAUGUUCAGGGACAACGCCAGGGACGACUCGCGGCGCGGCUCUGACAAGUGUCGGCGCUCGCCGAUGUUCAGGGACAACGCCAGGGACGACUCGCGGCGCGGCUCUGACAAGUGUCGGCGCUCGCCGAUGUUCAGGGACGACGCCAGGGACGACUCGCGGCGCGGCUCUGACAAGUGUUGGCGCUCGCCGAUGUUCAGGGACAACGCCAGGGACGACUCGCGGCGCGGCUCUGACAAGUGUUGGCGCUCGCCGAUGUUCAGGGACAACGCCAGGGACGACUCGCGGCGCGGCUCUGACAAGUGUCGGCGCUCGCCGAUGUUCAGGGACGACGCCAGCGACGACACCAACUGUGUUCAUGAGAUGGACGAGAGCAGGUGUUGGUAG